Molecule: messenger RNA, 2499 nt
Organism: Cucurbita maxima (winter squash)
Lineage: Eukaryota; Viridiplantae; Streptophyta; Magnoliopsida; Cucurbitales; Cucurbitaceae
Product: probable xyloglucan glycosyltransferase 6
Exons: 5
Coding region: 1-2082 (693 amino acids)
Cellular component (GO): Golgi apparatus
Molecular function (GO): glycosyltransferase activity
Source: RefSeq, a predicted model, not a curated record
AUGUCUCGAACACCGAAUUUUGAGUUCCAAGAAUGGUGGAACAAGCAGAGAGAAAAGGAACACGACGAACUCCGACUGGAAAAGUCCGGCAACUUCCCGACCUCACCUGCAUUUCUAUCUCUUGAGAUCCGGAGUUCUGGGAGUCCUGGAGAUCGAACGGCCGAUAAGGACCGGGCGAGAACGAGGAGUGCCCGCCAGAUUUCUUGGGUUUGGCUGUUGAAAUUCCAGCAGAUUGCUGGUUCUUUGGCUUCAAUCACCAAUGGGUUCGUUCAUCUUAUCCGCACUGCCAAUCGUCGGAUUGCAUCGCCUGAUUCUCCAGCUGAUUCGGCCUCGUCUCGGCUCUAUAAGAUAAUCAAAGUGUUUUUGAUUGUGGUGCUUCUGUUGCUCGUUUUUGAGCUUGUGGCGUACUUCAAUGGCUGGCAUUUCAAACCCCCUAACGUGAGUUCCGCUUCUGCGGAGGUGCUUGGAAUGAUAGGGUUUGUGUAUGCUAGUUGGCUUGAGAUUCGGGAAAAUUACUUGGCUCCACCGCUGCAGAGCUUGAUCAAUUUGUGCAUUGUGUUAUUCCUGUUCCAGUCAGUGGAUCGUUUGGUUUUAAUGAUGGGGUGUUUUUGGAUAAAAUUCUGGGGAUUGAAGCCCGUGGCGGCGUUUGAGUACUCGGACACUGAUGAGAAUGCUCCCGAGGAUUAUCCAAUGGUGUUGGUGCAGAUUCCCAUGUGCAAUGAGAGGGAGGUCUACCAGCAAUCUAUUGCAGCUGUUUGUAUCCAGGACUGGCCAAAGGAUAGAAUACUUGUUCAGGUUUUAGAUGAUUCUGAUGAACUAGAUGUUCAACAACUUAUCAAUGCUGAAGUACAAAAAUGGCAACAAAGAGGUGUCCACAUAUUGUAUAGACACCGCCUCAUGCGUACAGGCUACAAGGCAGGGAAUCUCAAAUCUGCUAUGGGGUGUGAUUAUGUAAAAGAUUACGAGUUUGUGGCGAUCUUUGAUGCAGAUUUUCAGCCAGGACCAGACUUUUUAAAGAAAACCAUUCCACAUUUCAAGGGGAAUGAUGAACUUGCAUUGGUCCAGACAAGGUGGUCAUUUGUGAACAAGGACGAAAAUUUGCUCACAAGAUUGCAGAACAUAAAUUUAUCCUUCCAUUUUGAGGUUGAGCAGCAAGUAAAUGGCAUGUUUAUCAACUUUUUUGGUUUCAAUGGAACUGCUGGAGUCUGGAGAAUUAAAGCUCUGGAAGAAUGUGGAGGCUGGUUAGAAAGAACAACUGUUGAGGACAUGGAUAUUGCAGUUCGUGCCCAUCUUUGUGGCUGGAAGUUCAUAUUUCUUAAUGAUGUGAAGUGCCUUUGUGAACUUCCGGAAUCAUUUGAAGCGUACAAGAAACAACAACACCGAUGGCAUUCAGGCCCAAUGCAGCUAUUUCGUUUGUGCUUCGCUGAUAUACUCAAAUCGAAGGUAAGUUGGAAGAAGAAAGCUAAUUUGAUCUUUCUUUUCUUCCUUUUGCGAAAGCUUAUCCUUCCCUUUUACUCAUUUACCUUGUUCUGCAUAAUUCUACCCCUUACCAUGUUCCUUCCAGAGGCUCAUCUACCAGCUUGGGUUGUUUGCUAUGUUCCCGGAAUGAUGUCCAUCUUAAACAUUCUCCCUUCACCACAGUCGUUUCCUUUUAUAGUCCCCUAUCUUCUCUUUGAAAACACCAUGUCUGUUACCAAAUUCAAUGCCAUGAUAUUGGGAUUAUUCCGCUUUAAAAGUUCGUACAAAUGGAUAGUAACAAAAAAACUAGGAAGAUCAUCCGAAAACGAUCUUGUUGCUUUUGAAAAAGAACAAGAAUUUUUGGUUGAAGGUUCUACUAGUCUUCAUCGGUCAUCCUCGGAAUCAGGUCUUCUAGACCUAACCAAGCUCGAGAUAUCGAAAAAAACAGGGAAAUGCAAAAGAAAUCGUCUGUACAGGAAGGAAUUGGCUCUUGCAUUCAUUUUGUUAACAGCCUCCGUCAGAAGUUUGUUAUCUGCACAAGGAAUUCACUUCUACUUCCUAUUAUUUCAAGGUAUCACUUUGCUAGUGGUGGGUCUCGAUUUAAUUGGAGAGCAGGUGAGCUAAACUAUGUUACAAUUUUGAAGUUAGUCCUAAAGGAAAUAACCCCAGAUGCAUAUGGGUUACUCACUAGUCAUCUUUGUCCUAUAAAAUCUUGUUCACUUUCGAUCGAUCACUUCUUGCUCGUGUAUUGAGAUCUAUUUGCUUCCGAUUGCGGACUGCUAUGUUAAGGUUGAUCAUUCAAGUUGGGCAGAGGAUGUGAGAUGUUAAAAUUAUAGGGGAAAAGAAAUGGAGCAUUUAUAUUUCCAGGUGCCAAGAAUAGGAAAUUCUGAGAUUUUUGGAACCUUCAUUCUUUAUUUUUGUCAAACUGAUGAUUUCUGUACCAUGAAACAUAAUAUAUAUCUCAUUGUAUGUGUUGAAAUUCAUUGAUGUUCUAAGACUUGAAUUCUAUUUAAAUCAGUAGCAGGCUUGUCAUUGCCCUCA